Micropterus salmoides (largemouth bass) is the source of this 1077-nucleotide messenger RNA. It is a transcript of the gene snrnp25, whose product is annotated as small nuclear ribonucleoprotein 25. Gene Ontology annotation, cellular component: U12-type spliceosomal complex. Bases 219 to 734 code for a protein of 171 amino acids. Gene Ontology annotation, molecular function: protein binding. Gene Ontology annotation, biological process: mRNA splicing, via spliceosome. NCBI's taxonomy places the organism in Eukaryota, Metazoa, Chordata, Actinopteri, Centrarchiformes, Centrarchidae. The transcript has 5 exons. The record is from RefSeq and is a predicted model, not a curated record.
GAAUUUUAACUGUACACAUUGUUUGUUUACUUCGUGGCUUCUUGCUGCGAAACAGUUUCCAGUUAAAAUGUUUGUAAGCUGUAUUUGUUGAGUCUCUCACUAAAAUGUUUUAGCAUUUUUCCUGUCCCAUCGGUAAAGAACAGUUGUAGUUUUAACAUUACCCGCCUGACAAGAAAAACACAGGGCUGCUGUGUGUUGACUGACUUUGGUGGCUGGUGAUGGAGGAGCAGAGUCAGGGCGCAGUGGGAGGAGGGCUGUCUGUAAAAGAGGAAGAGGUGGAAAACGACAACCUGACAGAGGAGGAAGAUGAGGAGGCUCUUCCUCACUCAGAGAUCCUGGAUAUUUUCGAGGAGGGACUUGCUCGACUCGUUCAGGACCCUUUACUCUGUGAUCUACCAAUUCAGGUGACUCUGGAGGAGGUAAAUUCUCAGAUUGCUUUGGAGUAUGGCCAGGCAAUGACUGUGAGGGUUUUGAAGGCAGAUGGCGAAAUAAUGCCCAUAGUGGUGGUGCAAAAUGCCACUGUCCUUGACCUGAAGAAGGCCAUUUGCAGAUUCAUGGAGCUGAAACAACAACGUGAAGGCGGAGUGAAACAUGUCAGCUGGAGAUAUGUUUGGAGAACUUAUAAUUUAGUAUUUCAAGGGGAAAAGCUUGAAGAUGACAAGAUGAGACUGAAAGACUACGGGAUCAGGAACAGAGAUGAAGUGACAUUCAUGAAGAGACUCAGAAAAAAGUGAAAUGUCGCAGCCAACGUUUGUCACAUCAGGAAAAAGCACCAGUUCCUGCAGCAGUGUGUAUUGGGGUGCUACCAGACUUCUCGGACUUGAAAUGACCUUCACAAGCAUUCAUGAUUGUACAACUUGUUUUAUUUGAAGGGUUCUGGGGGAGUCACAACAUGAUAUAUCUGUGUGCACAUUAUACACCCCAAAUAUUUAUCCAGAAAGUCUUUACGAACUGAGGUGUUUCUCAAAGAGGCUACAAAUAAAUAAUAUAUCUGGAGUACUAGAUGUUAAGCCCCCCCAGUGUGUAGUGAUUUUGUUUAGUUGUCUGCAAAUAUUAAAAUAUAUUACACUGUUGUAA